AUGGAUUCAAACAGUACGCACAACCCUGUGUUCAUGGUAUUACCUCCAGAAGUCACUAUCCCCGAAUUUCAUCAGUCACAGGAACCUACAGCCACAACUGAUGAGUCUGCCAUGCCUUUUCCUAAAUUACUUACUACAAAAAUAAAAAUCUGUGGGGCUAUCCAGAUCCUGCUUGGACUGAUGAACUUUUCUUUCGGAGUUGUUUUCGUUUUCACCUUUGUAGAUCCAUACCCAAGGUUUCCCUUUAUAUUUGUUACAGGAUACCCAUUCUGGAGCUCCAUUUUGUUCAUUUAUUCUGGAGCCUGCCUAAUUGCAUUGGAAAGAAAAGGCACAGAAACUCUGGUGAGGAUAAGCCGAACAAUGAAUUGUUUUAGCGUCCUGGCAGCAACAUUUGGAAUCCUUCUCCUUGCAUUUGGUUUCAUUGUAGAUCGAGGCUACCUUUGUGGCUAUUCUGGAGAAGUUAGUCCGUGUAAGGCUGUUAACACCCUAUUCCUUGGAAUUUUGACCAUGCUGAUGGUCUUCAGCAUUCUUGAGUUACUCAUUGCUAUGUCUUUCUCGCUUUUGAGUAGACAGUUUGACUGCUGUGACUGUGAGGAAUGGUGUUGA
This is a messenger RNA of Phyllostomus discolor (pale spear-nosed bat), 606 nucleotides long. RefSeq names its product membrane-spanning 4-domains subfamily A member 5-like. The transcript is spliced from 5 exons. Lineage: Eukaryota; Metazoa; Chordata; Mammalia; Chiroptera; Phyllostomidae. Gene Ontology annotation, biological process: cell surface receptor signaling pathway. Gene Ontology annotation, cellular component: plasma membrane. The record is from RefSeq and is a predicted model, not a curated record. The coding region runs from base 1 to 606 and encodes 201 amino acids.